Molecule: messenger RNA, 1533 nt
Organism: Benincasa hispida (wax gourd)
Lineage: Eukaryota; Viridiplantae; Streptophyta; Magnoliopsida; Cucurbitales; Cucurbitaceae
Source: RefSeq, a predicted model, not a curated record
AUGUUAGUUUUGGAGCCUUUGGGCUAUGUUUUGUCAGUGCCUACACCGUCGGGAGAAAUUAUGAUAGCUAGUGAAAAGAUAAAAGCAUGUCAGUUAGAAAUAGAAAACCGCACCCUCGAUGUGACUUUGAUAGUAUUAGAUAUGCGCGAUUUCGAUGUAAUUCUGGGCAUGGAUUGGUUAGUUGCCAACCAUGCUAGUAUAGAUUGUUUUCGUAAGGAGGUGAAUUUUAACCCCCCUAGAGAAGCCAACUUUAAGUUCAAAGGGGUCGGGAUAGUAGUUUUACCUAAGGUGGUUUCAGUAGUUAAGGACAAGAGGUUGAUUAGCCAAGGAUUGCCUCCACCAAGGGAGAUUGAUUUUACGAUUGAACUGGAGCCAGACACUAUUCCUAUAUCCAAAGCUCCGUACAGAAUUGCUCCGAUAGAAUUGAAAGAAUUAAAAGUUCAAUUGCAGGAACUACUUGAUAAAGGAUAUGGGCAUUAUGAGUUCAUUGUAAUGUCCUUUGGUCUAACUAAUGCUCCAGCGGUAUUCAUGGAUUUGAUGAACUGGGUGUUCAAGGACUUCCUAGACGCCUUUGUAAUCGUUUUUAUUGAUGAAAUUUUGUUAUACUCCAAGACAGAGGUAGAGCAUGAGGAACAUCUUAGGAAGGUCCUAGGAACACUACGAGAAAACAAACUGCACGUCGUGUCGAAGGACGGGGUUUCAGUGGAUCCAGCUAAGAUUGAAGUCGUUACCAAUUGGCCCCGCCCUACGACGGUCAGUGAGGUGCUUAGUUUCCUGGGUUUUGUUGGAUACUAUCGUAGGUUUGUAAAGGAUUUCUUCAACAUGGUCAUGUCGUUGACCCAGCUAAUCAGGAAGGGAGCUUCGUUUGUUUGGAGCAAGGCGUGUGAGGACAGUUUUCAGGACCUCAAGCAAAGGUUGGUUUCAGCCCCGGUUCUCACUAUACCAGACGGCUCCGGGAACUUCGUGAUUUACAGUGAUGCUUCCAAGAAGGGUUUGGGUUGUGUGCUCAUGCAACAUGGUAGGGUGGUCGCCUAUGCCUUCCACCAGUUGAAGAACCAUGAGCACAACUAUCCUACCCACGACUUGGAAUUGGCAGUGGUAGUGUUUGCCCUGAAGAUCUGGGGACACUACUUGUAUGGGGAAAAGAUCCAAAAACGUGUGUCAGUGAAGGGAGUUCUCGAGCGGAGUCAGGUCUUGUUUUGGGACAAUGCGUUACCCCGAGGAUUAAAGGAUACUGUGAUAAGGCUGAAGCAUGAAUAUAAUGUGUUAAGGCCUAAUGUUGAGGUUCAAGAGGAGCCCGGGAAGAUCAAGGAACUUUUAAGAGAAAAAUUCCUAUCCUUAUCAAGAUUAAAUCUCGCUUUGCAGAUUGCUGCAAAUGCGGCAACUGCUGGAGGUCUGCUAGACGAAACGUAUGAUGAGGCCAAGAACAUCCUUGAUCGCAUCUCUAAAAAUCAUAAGAACUGGAGAGAGAGCAAUCAGAGAUUGAGAAUAAAGGAUAAUGAUGCAAACAAUGGUGCUAUCGCAUCACUUUAG